AGUAAAACGAGGAAGACUCCAUUGACCCCCGGCAUCGGAAGCCUAGCGAUGAUCGUCAACUUCAUUGCCGUCCUGCUUUUGAUCCAACCCUCUUUGCCCCUGGGAUCCAAAACCAGGCACUUCAAAUGGGAGGUCGGUUACGUGUUUCGUUCCCCGGACUGUCUCGAGAGACCCGUGAUGGGGAUCAACGGCCAGUUCCCGGGCCCUACGAUCCGGGCCGAGGCCGGGGACACCCUUCAUGUGGAGCUUACCAAUAAGCUCACCACCGAGGGGGUUGUUAUUCACUGGCAUGGAAUCAGACAGUUUGGAACACCAUGGGCGGAUGGAACUGCUUCCAUCUCUCAGUGCGUCAUCAAUCCAGAGGAAACCUUCGUUUACAGAUUCAAAGUCGACAAGGCGGGGACGUACUUCUAUCACGGGCACUACGGCAUGCAGAGGGCGGCGGGGCUAUACGGGUCCCUGAUAGUGGACGUCGCGGAAGGAGAGAAGGAGCCGUUCGAUUAUGAUGGCGAGUUCAGCCUCUUGCUGAGCGACUGGUGGCACCAGAGCGUGCAGGAGCAGGAGGCCGGCCUCUCUUCCGUGCCCUUCCGUUGGAUCGGCGAUCCCCAGUCGUUGCUGAUGAACGGAAGAGGGCAAUACAAUUGCUCCCUUGCGUCAAGCUUCGCCGUCGCCGGCAGCAAUGUGACCACGGGUCAAGGUGGUCCGUGCAGGUUUCUCGGUCACGAAGAUUGUGCACCUCAAAUUCUCAGCGUGCUUUCGAACCGGACGUAUCGGCUCCGACUGGCCAGUGCUACUUCCCUCCACUCUCUCAACUUCGCAGUCGCGAGCCACAAGCUGGUGGUGGUGGAGGCCGACGGCAACUACGUCCAGCCCUUCGCUGUCGACGACCUCGACAUCUACUCCGGUGAGAGUUACUCCGUCCUCCUCACGACCGACCAAAACCCCGCUGCCAACUACUUCAUCUCCGCCGGCGUCCGGGGAAGGCAGUCCAACACUACUCAAGCCCUGACCAUCCUCAAUUACAAGCCGAACCCACCCCUUAAAACUCCUACCUCGCCGCCUCCGGUCACCCCUCGCUGGGACGACUUCGAUCGCAGCAGGCAGUUCUCCCUGAAGAUCCGCGCCCUCGUCGGACGCUCCCCGAAGCCACCGAGGAAAUCCGACCGCCGGAUUGUCCUCCUCAACACGCAGAACACUGUCGAUGGGGUGGUCAGGUGGUCGAUCAACAACAUGUCGCUGGCGCUGCCCGCGACUCCGUACUUGGGCUCGAUCAAGUACCGGCUGAAGCACGCCUUCGACGGUGCUCCGCCGCCAGAGACGUUCCCGGAGAACUACAACAUCACGAGGCCGCCGGCAAACCUCAACUCCACCAUCGGGAACAGAGUCUACCAGCUACGGCUCAAUUCCACGGUGGACGUGGUGCUUCAAAACGCGAACGCGAUGAACGAGAACAAUAGUGAGAUCCAUCCCUGGCACUUGCACGGGCACGACUUCUGGGUUCUGGGGUACGGCGAGGGGCGGUUCGCGGCGGCCGAGGCGGAGAAACAUUUCAACCUGGAUGAUCCGCCCUCGAAGAACACGGCCGUGGUGUACCCGUACGGGUGGACGGCGGUGAGGUUCGUGGCGGACAACCCCGGGGUGUGGGCGUUCCACUGCCACGUGGAGUCGCACCUCCACAUGGGGAUGGGCUCGGUGUUCGCCGAGGGCGUCCACCGGGUCGGCAGGAUACCGGGGGAGGCCAUCGCAUGCGGGUUGACGGCGAGGAUGAAGUUGGCUGCGGCCGAGGACGAGGACGGGAAUUGACGAGUGAUUGAGUACGGUGAUUCGCGUCUCAGGUUUUCUUCUCGUCUAAUGGAUCAACUAAUAGGCGGACUAAAGACCCAUUAAAUCUGUUAUGUUCGAUUUUAGCCGUUAAAUAAGUUAUGCCCGAAUGAAACCGCUAAAUCAGUUAAAUUCAAAUGAAACCUUUAAAUCUAUUAUCUUCCGUGUUAAAAAGGGCGAGGCCCGUCCUUAUUCUGAUGGAGGAAUACAAAUGUACCGAGAAUUCUUGCACAUGAUCUACCUAGUAACAUGCCAAUUGAUGAGUACCACCUGAGAAUUGUUAAGCAAUUACAA
This is a messenger RNA of Eucalyptus grandis, 2115 nucleotides long. RefSeq names its product L-ascorbate oxidase. Gene Ontology annotation, cellular component: extracellular region; plasmodesma. Gene Ontology annotation, molecular function: oxidoreductase activity; copper ion binding. The coding region runs from base 49 to 1803 and encodes 584 amino acids. The record is from RefSeq and is a predicted model, not a curated record. The transcript has 5 exons. Lineage: Eukaryota; Viridiplantae; Streptophyta; Magnoliopsida; Myrtales; Myrtaceae.